Didymodactylos carnosus is the source of this 2796-nucleotide messenger RNA. NCBI's taxonomy places the organism in Eukaryota, Metazoa, Rotifera, Eurotatoria, Philodinida, Philodinidae. The record is from the annotation of a GenBank genome assembly.
AUGGAAACGUCGAAUUCAACCCAAAAUGGUUAUUCAAUAAAACAGCAACCGCAACAACAACAACAAUAUCAACAACAACAUCAACAACAACAUCAACAACAAUAUCAACAACAGCAGCAACAGCAGCAACAACAAUAUAAUUCGAAUUCGGAUGAUUAUAUGCUACCGGAAGAGGAAUGGGAACGAGAAGCGGUACUUGAUCCGGCCUGGGAACGACAACAAAGGAAAACAUUUACUGCAUGGUGUAAUUCACAUUUGCGUAAGGUUGGAACAUCUAUCGAAAGUAUUGAUGAAGAUUUUCAAAAUGGUUUAAAAUUAAUGUUAUUAUUAGAAGUAAUAUCGAAUGAACAAGUAGUAAAACCUGAUCGUGGACGAAUGAGAUUUCAUAAAAUAGCAAAUGUUAACAAAGCAUUAGAUUUUAUUAUGAGCAAAGGUGUUAAAUUGAUGGUUGGUGCUGAAGAAAUUGUUGAUGGAAAUUUGAAGAUGACACUUGGAAUGAUAUGGACAAUUAUUUUACGUUUUGCUAUACAAGACAUAUCUGUUGAAGAAAUGUCGGCAAAAGAAGGAUUACUUUUAUGGUGUCAAAGAAAAACAGCCCCGUAUAAAAAUGUUAAUGUACAAAAUUUUCAUACUAGUUUUAAAGAUGGUCUAGCAUUUUGUGCACUUAUCCAUAGACAUCGACCGGAUUUACUUGAUUACAAUAAAUUAUCGAAAGAUGAUCCAUUAACCAAUUUAAAUCUUGCAUUUGAUAUUGCUGAAAAAUUUCUUGAUAUACCAAAAAUGUUAGAUGCUGAAGAUAUGGUGAAUACGGUUAGACCGGAUGAAAAAUCCGUUAUGACAUAUGUCUCAGCAUAUUAUCAUGCUUUUGCUGGCGUAUAUAAGGCUGAACAAGCAGCAAGUCGAAUAUGCAAAGUUCUAGGAAUCAAUCAAGAAAAUGAACAAAUGAUGGAAGAAUAUGAAAGAUUAGCAUCUGAUCUGUUAGAAUGGAUUAAGCAAAAAAAACCGUGGCUAGAAGAUCGUAUUACGGAUAAUACAUUAGAUGGUACACAAAUGAAACUAGGCGAAUUUCGAGAUUAUUGCUCAAAACAGAAACCACCAAAAUUAUAUCAAAAAGCAAAAUUAGAAACUGACUUUAAUACUCUUCAGACUCGUCUGAGAUUGAGCAACAGACCACCAUUUUUACCAUCAGAUGGAAAAUUAUUAUCGAAUAUUACUGAUGCUUGGAAAGGAUUAGAAUUAGCUGAAAAAGGAUUUGAAGAUUGGCUAUUACGUGAACUACGAAGGCUAGAGCGUCUUGAUCAUCUGGCUAAAAAAUUUCAACAUAAAUGUAAUAUACAUGAGGGAUGGUCCGAUGGCAAAACCGGCCUACUUACAUCAUCGGAUUUUAAAAAGUGUACUUUGAGUGACUUAAAAGCGUUAUUACGUAAACAUUUGGCAUUUGAAAGUGAUAUUGGUUCAAAUCAAGAUCGAGUUGAAUCAAUAGCAGCCAUCGCACAAGAAUUGAAUGUACUGGGUUACGAUAACAUUGCAGCUGUUAAUCAACGUUGUCAAAAAAUUUGCAAUGAAUGGGAUGAACUUGGUGAUUUAACACAAAAAAGAAGGAUUGCACUCGAAGACGCUGAACGUGUUCUCGAAAGAAUUGAUACCUUAUUUCUUGAUUACGCAAAAAAAGCAGCGCCCUAUGUCAAUUGGUUAGAUGGUGCUAGAGAAGAUUUAGUUGAUAUGUUUUUUAUUCAUACAUUAGAUGAAAUACGCGGUUUAAUUGAUGCACACAAUCAAUUUAAAGCAACAUUAGGUGAAGCAGAUGGUGAAUAUAAAAAUAUCGUACGUUUACUCGAUUCGGCGCGUCAAACAUGUGAAGAUAAUGGACUCGAAUUAUCACCUAAUCCAUACAGUAAUAUAAAACCAGAGGAGAUUACAUCGAAAUGGAAUGAAGUUCAAUCACUUGUUCCACAACGUGAUCAAGAUUUACAAGUUGAAUAUCUCAAACAACAACAAAAUGAACGUUUACGAAUUCAGUUUGCUCAAAAAUCAAAUAUUGUGGGUCCAUGGAUCGAACGUCAACAUGAGCUAUUACAACAAUUAACAAUUCAAGUACAUGGCACUCUAGAUCAACAUCAGAAGAAACUAGAAACAAUGGAAAUGAAUGUAUCACAAUAUCGUCCACAUAUAGAAGAAUUAGAAAAAUAUAAUCAAGAAAUUCAAGAACAAAUGAUAUUUGAAAAUCGUCAUACCCCAUAUACAAUGGAAACAAUACGGGUGGCGUGGGAACAAUUGAAUACACAACUGACAAGACAAAUAAAUGAAAUUAAAAAUCAGAUAUAUACAAUUGAAAAGAAGGGAAUUAGUGAAGAACAAAUGAAUGAAUUUCGAGGGGCAUUUGCACACUUUGAUCGUAGUAGACAACGACGAUUGGAUCCAAAAGAAUUUCGUUCAUGUUUAAUUGCAUGUGGAUAUAAUAUACGUGAAGAUAAACAAGGUGAUGUCGACUUUCAACGAAUUAUGCAUAAUGUUGAUCCAUCACAAACCGGAUUUGUCACAUUUGAAUCAUUUGUGGAUUUUAUGACAAGAGAAUGUUCAGAAGAAGACAAUGUGGAUCAUUUAGUGCUUGCAUUCAAGACAUUGGCCGGAGAUAAGCCAUAUAUAACUGCUGAACUAUUGAAACAUGAACUGCCGGCAGCUCAAGCUGAGUAUUGUAUGCAAAGAAUGAAAGCUUAUCAAGGAAACGAUAGUGUACCUGGUGCUUACGACUAUAAAACGUUUGCAACGGCAUUGUACGGCGAAAGUGAUUUAUAG